CGCAGUCGGAGCAACGUUGGAGCUGGGUACCCUGCAAAACCAACAGAACUGCCGGUUUUGGGGCAUGGGAGGGUUGGAUCGCAGUUGGGUACUCAGUAGUUCUUAGUUUUUUGAAAAAAAAAUUGUUGUGUUAAUUUGAGGUUGAUGACAGUGUUGUGGGUUUUGCUUGAAGGGCUGAGGAAGUGGGUGAGUGAGUGAGGGAACGAGUCUCUGCCUCAACACGAGCGCGGGAACGAGGGCGUAACGCGAGGGCUUUGCUCGCACUAGGGUUAACAAGAGCGACUCUCUUUGUGUGUGCGUGUGUGAGUGAGAGAGAGAGCGAGAGCGAGAGAGAGAUGUUGUUGUUCGUCGUUGUCGUCGUGCCAUUGUCGUAGUUGCCGUUGUUGCGAUCAAUUGCGCUUCAUCUCCAAUGCCCACAAACAGAUUCCCAUUAUCGACUCGGGCUUGCUUCGUUGUCGUCGUGGAUAGAUUCCGCAGGAUUCGUUCCUGUUCUAUUGCCUGCUGUUGCGAAGCUCAAGCCCUCGUCUACACCGGCGUUGCGACUGCAUUGCUGUUGGAGUCUCGGCUGCAACCUGGGCACUAACUGGCGGUUUCUGCACAUAACUUCUUGAGGGCCUUAGUCGGCUAAUUCCUUGUCUAGAACCUCCUCCUUAUUACACAAAGCACUGUGUUUACAUCUCAUCUCUCGCGCAUGGCCCUCACAGUGUUUCCUGCUAAUUUCUCACACUCCACCUUGCGGUGGCCUUUCCAAUGUCAUCUAUGGCCUUCUCUGCCUUUCCUCUCUGCCUCAAUUUCUCCGCUUCAGUUUCUCUUCCUCAGCUGCACUUCAAGCUCCUAUCUAGGUGAUUAUCUGCGGUUCUUGGAAGACUUUGGAGGUGAGCAUGUCAGGCGCAAGUGGAUCGUCAGAAGACCUACACGACGAAGAGCAGGUCGACAUAGAUGGGGCGGUAGAUCUUGACGAAGAGGUCGACGAUGCUAGUGCUGAGCAUGAGGAUGAAGAAGAGGUCGAAGAAGAGAAAGCUCAGGGGCUAGAUUUGGACAUAGACGUGGAAGCUCAAGAAGGAGACGAUAGCCAGGAAGACCAAGAUAUUGAUGUUCUUAAUGGAGAUCAUGAUCAUGGGAUUACAGAGGCCGAUCUUGCUGCCGCGGAAGAGACUGACGCCCAUGUUGGAGCUGACGUUGCGAUAGUGGAAGACAAGGAAGAAAAAGACGCUGAGAAGAGCGGUGACCUUCUUAAGCGGCCUCCUCAUGGCUCUGAAAUAUUCGUGGGGGGCAUUACUCGGGAUACAACUGAGGAAGAUUUACGAACACUCUGCUCUAGUUGUGGUGACGUAUACGAGGUUCGUCUUCUGAAGGACAAAGAUACUGGUCAGAACAAGGGCUAUGCUUUUGUCACAUUUCUGAAUGAGGAGUGUGCGGAAAAAGCUAUUGAGACAUUGAAUGAUUCAGAAGUCAAGGGACGAAAACUUAGAUUCUCUCAAUCGCAAUCAAAGCACAGACUCUUUGUUGGGAAUAUUCCCAAGACGUGGGAAAAGGAGGAACUUGAAAGUGUACUGAGUGAGCAAGGACCAGGCAUACAAAGUGUUGAACUUCUCAAGGAUCCAAAGACUCCGGGAAGAAAUCGUGGAUUUGGUUUCGUAGAGUAUUACAAUCAUGCUUGUGCUGAACAUGCCAGACGUGAGAUGUCUAAAUCAAGUUUUCGACUAGGAACUAAUGCUCCUACCAUAAGCUGGGCUGAUCCACGGAGUGGGCCUGAUGUCUCUGCAAUGUCCCAGGUCAAAGUUGUGUAUGUGCGUAAUUUGCCAGAUAGUGUGACUGAGGAGCAGCUGCAGAAGUUGUUCGAACGCCAUGGUGAAAUCGUGAAGGUGGUCUUACCUGCAACUAAACCUGGGCAAGCAAAGCGUGAUUUUGGAUUUGUUCACUUCUCUGAUCGAGCACAGGCUCUCAAGGCUAUCGAGAAAACGGAAGUCUAUGAAUUGGAAGGUCGCAUACUCGAGACAUCUCUUGCAAAGCCUCCAGCGGAGAAAAGGGCUGCUGGUGGGGAGCCUGCCUAUCCCCCACAGCGAGCUGGACUUCUGCCUCAGCAUCAAAAUAGAAGUGGCUACGGCUAUGGUGGCGAUGUAUAUAAUAGUGUUGGUGGUGCCUACGGUCAACCCAGAGGUUAUAAUCAGCCGAUAAUUUAUGGGCGUGGUCUAGCACCCGCAGGCAUGACCAUGGUACCGAUGAUGCUACCAGAUGGUCGUGUUGGUUAUGUCUUGCAACAACCAAGUGGAGGACAAGGAGGACCUGCUCCGUAUCGUGGUGGUAGGGGCAGUCAUGGGUUACUGCCAUUUAGACACGGUGGAGGCAGUGGUGGCAGUGCUGCAUCUGGAGCUGGAGGAGGCCGUCGUUACCGUCCAUAUUGAGAUAUGGUCAUGUUUUUGAGAUAUAGAUGUGACUUUAUGAUGAGGAUUUCCUUUUACGUCAAUUUGAUAACUGGUACUUUGAAGUAUGCUGGAUUAUCACCUUUGGCUCUCGUUGUUUGGGCUAACUCUCAAGGUGCCGCUUAUGCAGAGGAGCUUUUGUGUGGCAGGAUGCCCUGUUAGUCGUGUCAAGUGCCAUUUCUUCUUUUGAUUGUAUGUAAAAUGUGGCAUUACGAUUUA
Messenger RNA from Physcomitrium patens, 2642 nucleotides. The record is from RefSeq and is a predicted model, not a curated record. NCBI's taxonomy places the organism in Eukaryota, Viridiplantae, Streptophyta, Bryopsida, Funariales, Funariaceae.